AUGAAUGCGAUCUCUAUCAACAUAAGGGGGUUCGGGGUCGAGAAAAAAGCCAAGUGGAUUAGGGAUCUCAGACGUGCAAAGAAAGUUCAGCUUCUUUGGUUUCAGGAAACAGGUUGUGAUGUUUUGGUGAAUUUUGUGAAUGUUUGUGCCCCUCAAAAUCAGGUGGGUAAGAGAGAUUUGUGGUCUAGACUCUUGAAUGUUAUAAGAUCCCGGUCAGGUGUUUGGUUCUUCGCAGGAGAUUUUAAUGUUGUUCGUGGCCCAGAAGAAAGAAAAAACUCUAAAUUUAAACCUCUGUGUGCUAGAGAUUUUAAUAGCUUUAUUUUCGACGCGGAGUUGUGUGAAUACGAGCUUAAGGGGUCGAGAUUCACUUACAUGGUUGAAGGUGUUAGGGGCAGAAAAUUUAGCAAGAUCGAUAGAGUGUUGGUUUGUAAGGAGUUCCAGAAUAGAUGGCCUGAUGCUUGUGUUCGAGUCCUUCCCCGGGGGUACUCGGAUCAUAAUCCUGUUUUGUGUUCUGUUAACAACUUGAACUUUGGGCCGAAACCUUUCAGGUUUUUUAGUUCUUGGCUAGAGAGGGACGAUUUUCAUAAGGUUGUGGAAGGUGCUUUGGCUGAGUUUCAGUUCUCUGGCCCCCCUAAUAAGAGAAUUCAUCUUAAAUUCAAAUUUUUAAGAGAUAAAUUAAGGUUAUGGAGAGAUGAUCUCCGGGUUAAAGAGGGAGAGGAGGAGGUUCGGGCUAAAGAGGAGCUUGAAGAGCUGGAUUUGUUAGUGGAGGAUAGAGACUUAUCCGAUGAGGAGGAAUGGAUUAGGUUGGAGUGCAAAAGGAAGCUUCAAUUUAUAGAAGAUAUGAAGUCAAAGGACCUCAAACAGAAAGCUAGAACUCGGUGGGCUAUGGAAGGGGACGCCAAUACUGCUUUUUUCCAUGGCUUAGUCAACAAAAGAAAAUCGUCUAACGGUAUUCACGGCCUUAUGCUAAAUGGGUAG
Messenger RNA from Helianthus annuus (common sunflower), 978 nucleotides. RefSeq lists its product as uncharacterized. The transcript has 2 exons. Bases 1 to 978 code for a protein of 325 amino acids. NCBI's taxonomy places the organism in Eukaryota, Viridiplantae, Streptophyta, Magnoliopsida, Asterales, Asteraceae. Gene Ontology annotation, molecular function: catalytic activity. The record is from RefSeq and is a predicted model, not a curated record.